Messenger RNA from Tigriopus californicus, 1101 nucleotides. RefSeq names its product ras-like protein family member 12. The coding region runs from base 484 to 1101 and encodes 205 amino acids. The record is from RefSeq and is a predicted model, not a curated record. NCBI's taxonomy places the organism in Eukaryota, Metazoa, Arthropoda, Copepoda, Harpacticoida, Harpacticidae. Gene Ontology annotation, molecular function: GTPase activity; GTP binding. The transcript has 2 exons.
UUGUGAAUGCAACUCUUCUCGUCUUAACAAUGAAUACAAUGUCGCUCGUCCUAUUCGGCAACUUUUUUUCUCCAUGAGGGUCCUCUGAAGCGUUCGUAUUCGUUGAUUACCCGAGAAAGACCUCAAGCUAAGAAACGGAGUAUUUCUGUCAAUCAUUACUUCUUUCAAGUAAACGUGAGAAACCCAUGGACCUCUUGAUUCGGUUCCUUCCACUGUUCAAACGAAACCCACUUUCGAACCCCAUGUUUCUUACGUGUGUAUCAUAUGCUCUUCAAAGAUCAAGCUUUAGGUUCGAAUCGGGCUUAUUUUCCCCAGUGUUGGUUUGGAGAGAGUAUUUGAAGUCCCCUCCCACCCACUUGAGAAAGACUUGAAUCCUUCUCUCCCUAGAAGGAUUAAAAGAUUCAGAUCAACUUAAAUGAGGUUCAUUCAAGUUGCAACCUCCUCAUCGACAAGUUCCUUCAUUCAAGUUUGCCGCAUACGAGUAUGAUUGAUACCAUCAAAAUCUCCAUCUUUGGCGAUUGUGGCACGGGCAAAUCAGCUCUGUCAGUCCGACUUCUCACUCGGCGCUUCAUUGCCACUUAUGUUCCCAAUUCCCCCACCCAUACCAUCAACAGAUUCGUCCAAGUGGUGCCAAAUGCCCCACCCCUCCAAAUAUCCGUUCGAGAUGUGUCUUCACACGAGUCUGAAAGCAAAAUGUCUCGUCAUCUCUUGUGGAGUAAUGCCGCCAUCGUCUUGAUUUCCCGGGAUGAUCCCCAUAGUUUAGUGUACGCUAAGAACCUUCUGAGCAUCAAGAAGGCCGUUUGUCCCAAGGCACCUAUUAUUCUCGUGGCCAACAAAGAAGAUUUGCAACCAUGUGACAAAGUGGUUUCCUUGGAGAGUUGCAUGAACUUGGCGGUUGAAUAUGAGUGCAACUUUGUCGAGAUAUCAGUGAGCCAAGGCUUAGUUGGAACAACUUAUGUCCUUCAGUCGUUGAUGCGUCAGUUCCAAAGCCAAGGUGGAAUCACGAAGAGCCUCAAACUUGGACAAAAUGGGAGGAAAGUUUGGAACAAAGUCCUGGCAGCCGCCAUCAAAAGUCUGUGCUUGCCAGNUUUGCUAAACUAA